Messenger RNA from Rotaria sp. Silwood2, 276 nucleotides. NCBI's taxonomy places the organism in Eukaryota, Metazoa, Rotifera, Eurotatoria, Philodinida, Philodinidae. The record is from the annotation of a GenBank genome assembly.
AUGGAAUGGAAAAACGUUUUUGAUAAUCAAAAUUUCUUUUCUUCAUUACAACAUAAACAAUUUACUUAUAAACAUUGUGUAACACAUGAUUUAGUUAUAAACCGAAUAUUAUCAAAAAGUUUUAUUGCAACAUUAUCAUCAGAACAACAAAAAACAAUAACUGAUGAAAUUCAAAAAAUUUUAGAGAAUAUUGAAGAAAUUCAAGGUUUAGAAGAAUUUGAUUUAAAUUAUUUUACUGAUGUUUAUUGGUGUUCACCAUUGAAACCAUCGUCGUAA